This is a messenger RNA of Haliotis rubra (blacklip abalone), 2232 nucleotides long. Its product is annotated as lim and transglutaminase domain protein ltd-1-like. Bases 1 to 2232 code for a protein of 743 amino acids. The transcript has 9 exons. The record is from RefSeq and is a predicted model, not a curated record. Lineage: Eukaryota; Metazoa; Mollusca; Gastropoda; Lepetellida; Haliotidae.
AUGGGGUGCAGUCUGGGCACUGGGAGAGUAAGUGACUCAGGGGACUUGGAACCCGAAUAUGAACCACUGCACAUUCCUUGGACAGAAGAUUGGUACCCGGCUCCUUGUCCACCAACAAGCAAGAAAGCAGAUAUAUUUCACAUUGACGACUUCAAGGAAAUAGAUGAAAAGGCUGUCAACUGUCCGGCCGUGCAUGUCCAAUCGUACGAUGCUUUAAUGGAAUACUUAACUGAAGACUGCAUCAACGACCUUCAGAAGCUCAGGUCAGUGUUCACGUGGCUGGGGUCUCAGGACGUGUACGGAGGCAACUACGGCAAAACGACCUCCAAUGAGAGUCCUCGUGGGUACAUGAAGCUUAUGAGAGAGGGCAAAGGAAGUUAUGCGGCUCUCUUCGCGUUGUUAUGCAGGGCAGCUGGACUUCCUUGUGUGAUAGUGUACGGUGUGUCGAAAGGCUUUGACUAUGAUGUGGGUGAUCGCGACAUCCACCACCUGCGGAAUUGCUGGAACUGUGUGUAUGUGGACGGCUCGUGGAGAAUCAUUCACCCAUUGUGGACUUUCAAGAAGGUUCAGGGCUUCGAUAAAGGCAGGUGGACCAAGGAGAAACAGUCACAUGUAGACAGUGAACAGGAAAAGAUGACGGAGGGUACAGAAGUCAGUGCAACGGACGACUUCUAUUUCUUAGUAGAACCUGAAGUAUUUAUUUACAUGUGCAGACCAUCCGCUGACAUGACUGCAUGGCAACUGCUCAAAACGCCGUGGUCAUGGGACGCCUUUGUCACUGCACCCUACUUCCGUCAAAGGUACUUCCUUUAUGAACUUACGCUGACCAGCUUGCAUCGUUGUAUACUUCCAGCAAGGGAGGGAACUGUUGAAAUUGUGUUUACGGCACCUGAACAUUCUCCCAUGAACUUUGCAUGUGAACUUUUCUUUGACCAAAAAGCCUCAUUUGAGAGAAUACCAAAGGAAAUCAAGUUAGACAGACAUGUUCUUGUGAUGACGAAACAGGACAAGAAGAUUUUCUUCGUGAGGAUUCCAGUAGCGGGGAUUUAUAGAUUACGGAUAUACGGAGGCAUCAACCGUCUGUUCCACAUGUGUGACUUCCGCCUGGACUGUGACCGACCCCUCAAAAACUGCCGACCCCUACCGCUGUUUACUCCAAUAGGGUUCGGUUUUACCCAGAAAGCUCGCGAUUCAGGGUUGGAUUUCCCCUCAGAGUAUAGUGGUGUCGUGAGGGUCGAAUCAGGAAACGGUAGGAUCUUCAACUUCACCAUGAUCAGACAGAUGGAAAUUAUGACGACUGUCCUUCAUACUAAGUUUGCAUCCGAGUUCCUCAAGGAAUAUGUGACAUGCAAGAUGAAGGAUCUCACGGUGUCUGUGUAUGUAUACAUCCCGGAGACCCAGACAGAGGAAGAAUACGUUCUCCAGAUCUUUACCAGAGAAGCAGGAACUACUGCCAAGUACAGGAAUGCCGUCAACUACCUGAUUAUCAUUGACAGGAAACAGAACUCUACAAGGGACCCAAUGGAGUGGCGAAACCGUCUCAAUGUCCGCGAGAUCAACGGUCGGGAGCACAUCGCAGAUUUUGAGCACAUCAUUUCUACAUGCGACACGCCCGAAACGGAGACGAUGGAGAACGGUAGCCUCGUCUCCAUUGGCGCCAGUGGCAGGAGAGAAAUACUUAUGCUCGAGAGAGAUCUUAAAGCUGCACUUUUCCGACGUAACAUCGACGCCCUGGAUCGUGCGCUUGCUGCCGCUCAUCAGUCUCGACACACCACCCAUCUCGACUAUCUGAUCAAACAAGCGGAUGAGGUGCGCGAGCAACUGGGCAGACUCAGGAAGUAUCUCCACCACGUGCUGGAGAUCAAACAGCCAACCCUCUCGGAACUGCACAACUACAAGCGCCCAAUUGACCCCAUCCAUGCCACAAUGAGAGGGACCUACAUACUUCUUGGAGAGCACGCCAUUGAACUUGAGUCGUGGGAGUUUGUUCAGAAUCUGAUGAGAAAGGUUGGCAAGAACAGCCUCAUCUAUCGACUGAUGGAGUUUGACGUUAUCCAAGCUUCCAAACAGCAAAUAGAGGCAGUACAAGCUCUCUUGGAUCAGUUCAACGAGCAGACUGUUACCCAAGCCAGUAUCGUCGCUGGUCACUUCUAUGUCUGGUGCCGUGAUAUUGUCAUAGAAUCCGAGAUCUCGACAACAAGAAACGCUUUCAAACGGAAGGAGGAAAACUGA